AUGACGCAGCUCUUCGCUUCCAGUCCAUCUGCAGUGACAAAUAACGAGAAGCGCGGCAAUUUCCCCGCUCUCUCCCUUCCCUCGCGAAAACACUCUAACGAGUCCGGCCAUUUGCCUACAAGGAUCAAGAACUUUUUCCGAAUCAACAGUGCAAGCAGCCACUCCUCUGCGAAUGCCAACAGUUCCGGUAGCAAUGAACGGGAACGUGAACGGGAUCGGGAUAUCCAUGGGUCGGUCAAGAACGAGAAGUCCGCUUUUCGGCAAUCUCGAUUCCUGCCGGGCAUUGGCCGCAAUCGUUCAACAACGGUCGCCAGUGAGGGCAACCCUCUCGACGAUGCGAUGUCGCCUACCGCAUCUGCCAACCCAUAUUUUGCCCACCAGGGCCAGCCUGCAUUACGACACCGCAACGAUGGUUCAGUACCAUCCUCUCCACCCGACACCCCGGAAUUGCAAGUGACCGGGGUAUCAGCAGCAGAACAGGCCACUACUGCUAACAAGGAGGAGUUAGCGCGGAAAUUGCGACGUGUGGCUUCUGCCCCGAAUGCGCAAGGCCUGUUUACAGGUGGUCAAGGUGACCGACCUCAGACGGCAGACCUUGGAAAGGAGCCCCUGGUGCAACAAUCCGGUGGAUCAGUGGGUCUGGGAGGUUUGGUUGGCGAGGAGACUACCCUAUCUGUGCCUUCACUCUCAGAUAAUGCCUCUUUCCGCCGCACAUACAGUUCGAACUCCAUUAAAGUCCGAAACGUGGAAGUCGGUCCCGCUAGUUUCGAUAAAAUCAAAUUGAUCGGCAAGGGUGAUGUUGGCAAAGUCUACCUCGUGCGCGAGAAGAAGUCGAGUCGUCUAUAUGCCAUGAAGGUUUUGAGCAAGAAGGAGAUGAUCAAACGGAACAAGAUCAAACGAGCUUUGGCUGAACAAGAAAUUCUGGCUACAAGCAAUCAUCCAUUCAUCGUCACGCUCUUUCACUCUUUCCAAUCGGAGGAUUACCUUUAUCUCUGCAUGGAAUACUGCAGUGGCGGCGAAUUCUUUAGGACUCUACAAACUCGCCCUGGUAAGAGUAUCUCUGAAGAUGCAGCUCGCUUUUAUGCCGCAGAGGUCACUGCUGCGCUAGAGUAUCUCCAUCUCAUGGGCUUUAUCUACCGUGACUUGAAGCCAGAGAACAUCCUUCUUCACCAGUCCGGCCACAUCAUGCUUUCUGACUUCGAUCUAUCGAAGCAGUCUGGACCUGGAGGUGCGCCGACGAUGAUUCCUGCGCGCAGUGGUGGUAACUCCCUGACGGCUUUACCUACAAUCGACACUAAGUCGUGUAUCGCUGAUUUCCGAACAAAUUCCUUCGUUGGAACGGAAGAGUAUAUCGCACCCGAGGUGAUCAAGGGAUGCGGCCAUACUAGUGCAGUCGAUUGGUGGACCCUAGGUAUCUUGAUCUACGAGAUGCUUUAUGGCACGACUCCCUUCAAAGGCAAAAACCGAAACGCGACAUUUGCUAGCAUUCUGCGGGAUGAGGUGAACUUCCCAGAACAUUCGAAUGCGCAGCAGACAUCACAUUUGUGCAAGUCUCUGAUUCGCAAAUUGUUGAUCAAAGAUGAGACGAAGCGGCUAGGUGCUCGCGCUGGUGCCUCUGAUGUCAAGACUCAUCCCUUCUUCCGGCAGACCCAAUGGGCCCUCAUUCGUCAUAUGAAGCCGCCUAUGAUUCCCCACCAGGGUCGUGUCGGUACAGAUACGGUUAACUUCCGGAACGUCAAAGAGAGCGCCAGUGUGGAUAUUGGCGGCACCGAUUCUACCAAGAUGAAAGGUGUCCCCAUGGACUCUGGCCUUGCGACUCCGAACGGCGAACUCAACGAUCCCUUUGAGGAUUUCAACAGUGUCACCCUGCACCACCAAGGGGACAUGUAA
Penicillium bovifimosum is the source of this 1890-nucleotide messenger RNA. Its product is annotated as putative serine/threonine protein kinase (Nrc-2). Gene Ontology annotation, cellular component: cytoplasm; nucleus; plasma membrane. The transcript has 3 exons. Gene Ontology annotation, molecular function: ATP binding; protein serine/threonine kinase activity. Gene Ontology annotation, biological process: protein phosphorylation. NCBI's taxonomy places the organism in Eukaryota, Fungi, Ascomycota, Eurotiomycetes, Eurotiales, Aspergillaceae. The coding region runs from base 1 to 1890 and encodes 629 amino acids. The record is from RefSeq and is a predicted model, not a curated record.